AUGUGGAUCUAUUUUCAGAGAACAUAUCGGUUCCAUUCGGUGGCACUCGCCCGUUUGUUUAUCUUGCAAAUACGACGUAUUUAUGGCAAAAUUGUUCACAGUCAAAGCACUAAGCAAGUCAGCUCACGACUCUUAGCUGACCGUAAAGUAGCACAACCAGUCGAAAACGAUGAACAGUCUGCCAUUAUCAACAAAAAGAUUCAAGCUGAACUUGAGGAGCUGCAUAAAUCACCUAGUGUCGAUAGUGUUGCGAUGCUGGCAGUGCCACUUCAAAGUAAGCACUUUAUAAUGGAUCGUCUUUGA
Anisakis simplex (herring worm) is the source of this 303-nucleotide messenger RNA. The record is from the annotation of a GenBank genome assembly. Lineage: Eukaryota; Metazoa; Nematoda; Chromadorea; Rhabditida; Anisakidae.